AUGACCAUUACACGUUUUAAAGGAGCUCUAAGUCAGGCUAUAUGGAACACAUGAUUUAUUUCAGAUCAGGAAAGUCCAGUUCUUAGGGAGAUAUAUUUAACAUAGAAAAAAAUAACUAAAUAUAACUGGCUUUCCUAACGGCAGUCAGUUGUAAAACACAGUACUAACCCACCUAUUGGAAAUGGAAAUAAAGUACUCUGUACUUAUACGCACGAAAAUUAAAAAAAAAGUCAGAAUUCGUCAUAACCACAUUUAUUCAGUGCAACACUUCCUGUUCCUUGAGGUAUAUAUAUCCUUUGGAUUCCUUAAAUUUGAGAAAAAGGUGAACAGAGAGCUAAAGAUAUUGAAAGGAAAUAAUACUCCUUACGACUCGCAAGGUUUCCCCGUAACAGACCACAAUGAAAUCAGCAACUCUUCAACAAUUUCCGCUUUUGCUGCUGUUUGCCAUUUCAAGUACAUCAGCUGUACAUGUAAUAAUCACUCCUCCUCAAUACUUUCAUCUGGAUCGUCUCACCUCUCAAGGCUUAUUUUGCAACCAAUGCCCACCAGGUACUUAUGUCAAAUCUCACUGCACAGCAAAAAAGAGAACAGAGUGUGCACCCUGUCCAGAUGAACAUUAUAACGAGGCCUGGAAUGCAGAAGAAGAGUGUCAGUUUUGUGAUGCUUUUUGCAAGGAGCUUCAGUAUGUUAAACAGGAAUGUAACAGCACUCACAAGAGGAUAUGUCAGUGCCAAGAGGGAUACUACCUUGACAUAGAAUUUUGUUCUGAACAUACAAAAUGUUUACCUGGAUUUGGUGUAGCAGCAAAAGGUACACCUGUGAGUGACACAGUCUGCUUUAGAUGUCCUCAGGGAUUCUUCUCUAACACAACCUCUGCCACAGAUGUAUGUGAGAAGCAUACAAAUUGCACUCAGCUGGGCUACAAAUUUGUUGCUAAAGGUAAUGCAACACAUGACAGCUUUUGUAGCAGGAAGAGUACUAUAUACAAUCAUCCUUCAGAUGUCUUCCAGAAGAGCAAAACAGAUAAAAGACUGUGUGAAGAGGCUGUCUAUAAGUUUAUUGUUCCUGGAGAACUAACAGCUGACAAAAUGAAUAUACUGGUGAGCAUCUUACCUGGGAGGAAACUUAAUAACAAGGACACUGAAAGGAUAACUCAGACCUAUCAAUUCCAGGAGCAGAUGUUUCAAGUACUGAAACUGUGGAAACAUAAAAAUGAAGAUAACGAUGUAGUUAAAUAUAUUGAGCAAGGAAUCCACCUUUGCAGAAGGAUUUUGUCUGGCUAUGCUGGAUGUAAGAAUAUUACAUUUCAGAAUAUAAACAUGAUGAUACAGAGUGCUCCAUUGAAGAAAGCAGGAAAGGACGCUAAGCCAUUUAUGAAAACAUGUAGCUCCAGACAACAUGGUGCACAGUUGCUGAGUAUGUGCCGGUUAAACACCGAGGACCAAGAUGAACUUAAAGGGAUCACACAAGGAAUAAAGCAUCUAGGAAAACCCCUCCCAAAGACAUUUUUCCGUGGUAUCAGGAAGUUGAUUAGAGUCCUCCGCAGUUCUGCCUUAAAUGACUUUUACCAAAAGGUGUGGCUUGAAAUCACCCAGGACCACAAAUGCAAUCCAUGAAGACUUGUGUCACAUUAGACAAGCUUGUCAUAUCCUUGCACUCUCUAUAAUAAAGUGCAUUCAUGUUUGAAUGCCUUUAAUAUAACUAAGAUACAGGAUUCCCAAAGGAUUACCAUUAUACAGUUUAUAUUGUUUAUUUUUAUUUUUGUGAACUGUUUGCUGUGUGUGUACAUAUGUGUGUAUGUGUUUGUAUCUUUGGCAUUUUUUUACUGCAAGAAUGCAUUUCAAAGUAGUUUAGACAGACAAUUUGACAAAGCUCAUUUCUUAAGGGCAGAUGUGGGAAGUUAUAAAAAAUAUGCAUACUUAACUGUGCUGUUGCUGUUAAUGCAUUGAGUCAGACUGUGCCUCAUUCUCAGAGUGCAUCUAUAUUUGACACAAGACCCCAUUUUGUAUUUCAUUCACAAUAAUGUAAUAUUUUUUCCAGAAUAAUCAGAUGUUUUGCACAUGGCAUAUAAAAGGUAAUAUUAUGUAUACUAACCUUAGACUGUGCAAAAAUGCGUGAUUACUAUCGUUAAAGCUCAGUCCAGUCCAGAAUUUGGAAAAUGAACCACAAAAGACAUGAUGCCUCUUGUUAAUUAACAGUAGUUAUAUGUAAUAUUUAAAUACAUAGACCAUUGUAUAAUUAUUUUAAAUUCGUAAUUUUUGUAAAACCAUUGAAAUCAAGCACAUUUAAAGAAGGUAUUGCAUUGCUUAUUUAUUUAAUUUUUAUUUUUUACCACUACUUCUCUAACAAAUAUCACAUCUGAAUGAAGUUUUCUUAGCCAGUGUAUAGAGUAUCUUUUAUUUAACAUAUUUGUUUGUGUGAAUCUAUAUUUUGUGGUAUUUAAGGUAAAGCUGAUAUACAUAUAAACUAGAAGAUAAGCUCUAAUACUUUUAUUAUUUUUAUCUAUCUUAUAAUUCCAUGGGAAAUGAAACAAGUAGGUAGAAUAGUGGGUUGCUUAUAUUGUGAGGUAUUAAACAAAUAUACUUGGCCAAACUGCAACUUCUAAAGAAAAUAUUGGCAGAAAAGACAGAAAGAAGUAAUAUAUUACUUAAAGCAGUCGUUUUAUCCAUAUACAAUUCAUAGAUGUAUGUAAUAUGCUAUUGUUAUUUGGCUGACAUUCUUUAUUUAUU
This is a messenger RNA of Protopterus annectens (West African lungfish), 2729 nucleotides long. RefSeq names its product TNF receptor superfamily member 11b (gene TNFRSF11B). NCBI's taxonomy places the organism in Eukaryota, Metazoa, Chordata, Ceratodontiformes, Protopteridae. The record is from RefSeq and is a predicted model, not a curated record. Bases 399 to 1616 code for a protein of 405 amino acids. The transcript has 5 exons. Gene Ontology annotation, molecular function: protein binding.